This is a messenger RNA of Dendroctonus ponderosae (mountain pine beetle), 1329 nucleotides long. RefSeq lists its product as uncharacterized. The record is from RefSeq and is a predicted model, not a curated record. The transcript is spliced from 6 exons. Gene Ontology annotation, molecular function: protein binding. The coding region runs from base 271 to 1248 and encodes 325 amino acids. NCBI's taxonomy places the organism in Eukaryota, Metazoa, Arthropoda, Insecta, Coleoptera, Curculionidae.
GGCUGGGGAAUCGAUAGACUGCCGUCGCGAUGGCUGCGCGAGUUUCCGACGUAAAUUUGAAACUACAAUUCGCUUGUAGUAGAUACUCAUAUUCUCGUCCAUUUUACGGGCCUGUCCGAUCUGUAGAGGGCAGAUAAUUUAAUUUUCCGGGUGGAAAAUCGGACAUUUUGUCUAAACUAUGGUUUAGUGCGUAUUUCGGAUAUUAAAGUGUGGAGCAAGAAUUCGCGAGUGCAAAAAUGAACGAGAAACGAUGGUUAUGAUCUGAGUGGAAUGAGACUGAGAUACGGGGGCCCAGGUGGCCCCCCGAGACUAGUGACUAUUGUGACAUUUUUCUUGUGUUUCUUCUCCAUUUCUAGCUUGAUUGGUUUGGCUGCUGCCGACAAGAGUAAAUCAUAUUCCAUGCAAACGCUUUGCAAAAAUCAUUUUCUCCAGCAACUUUACCGGAAAAUUGACGGUGCUGUAUUAUGGAGCCAGAAUGAAAGAAAUCUGGAUUGCGUCAUCACAUUCCAGACACAUUCAAUUUUGCAGAGAUUUAUGCUCCGAUUUGAUGGAUUGCAACUGGACUGCAAUGACCAUCUGUUUAUUUAUGAUGGGGCGCAUGCUGUGGGAACUUAUAAGUUUGAUUUAUCCUGCAAAAACACGAAACAAAAUUUGGGAGCGAUGUUCACCCGUACCAACUAUGUUACCUUGAAAUACGUCACCGACAAUUGGGGAACAGAAAGCAAUGGAUUCAAACUUGUCAUAACUGCAGUGAAAGAUCCAAAACAUGCCUGUACAGAGUUUCGCUGUAACUUAAGAGAAUUCUGUAUAUCGACGGAUUUGGUUUGCGACAAGAUUAACCAUUGUGCUGACGGGUCAGAUGAAUCGUCCAAUAACUUAUGCCAAAACAACGAUAGUGGUACCAUCCUAGGCCUCGAAGUAACUUGGUUUGUGGUGGUCCUAAUUAGUUCCCUUCUAGUACUACUCGUGCUUAUCGUAGCUAUUUCGAUUUGUGUAUGUAGACGAGGAAGCUGGAACAACAGCCAUGGAAAUUCUGUACAGCAACAAAAUGCAUCUUAUUCUUUAGCGCACAUGUACGGGUCGAAUGGCCACAUGGCAAUAAAGCCAGGAGUCGGCAGCACCACAACGCUGACCGAUGGAGGCUUACUCCAUGCGACGCCGACUUCGGGAAACUCGCGCCGCCCUGCGGGCCCGCCCGGGUUCCGCAUGCCGCCGGCCCGGGGCCGCCCCUACUGCCCGGCAGGGUAACCGCGACGCCCGUGGUCGCCCCUCAGAAUGGUGGGAGCGACGCGCCGUCUGCGCAGCAGAAAGACGAGUGGUUCGUCUAGC